This is a messenger RNA of Schistocerca gregaria, 858 nucleotides long. Its product is annotated as LIM/homeobox protein Lhx2-like. Gene Ontology annotation, molecular function: RNA polymerase II transcription regulatory region sequence-specific DNA binding; DNA-binding transcription factor activity, RNA polymerase II-specific. Gene Ontology annotation, cellular component: nucleus. NCBI's taxonomy places the organism in Eukaryota, Metazoa, Arthropoda, Insecta, Orthoptera, Acrididae. Gene Ontology annotation, biological process: neuron differentiation; regulation of transcription by RNA polymerase II. The record is from RefSeq and is a predicted model, not a curated record. The transcript is spliced from 4 exons. Bases 1 to 858 code for a protein of 285 amino acids.
AUGCUGAAGGAGCGCGAGGUGUCGGCGGCGGCGCUCGAGGCGAGCUGCUGCGCCGGCUGCGGCGCCCGCAUCUGCGACCGCUACUUCCUGCUGGCCGCCGACCGACAGUGGCACUCCGCCUGCCUGCGCUGCUGCGACUGCAAGCUGCCGCUCGCCUCCGAGCUCACCUGCUUCUCUCGCGACGGCAACAUUUACUGCAAGGAGGACUACUACAGGCUGUUCGCGGUGAAGCGGUGCGCGCGCUGCCAGGCGGGCAUCUCGGCCAGCGAGCUGGUGAUGCGCGCGCGCGACCUCGUCUACCACGUGCACUGCUUCACGUGCGCCUCGUGCGGCGUGCCGCUCGCCAAGGGCGACCACUUCGGCAUGCGCGACGAGCUCGUCUACUGCCGGCCGCACUACGAGCUGCUGUACAGCCAGGACGCGGCCGGCGCGCCCUUCUGCGACCUCGAGGCCGCCUUCCGGGCCGGCGCUGCCCCCUGCGGGGCGCCGGCGUCGCCGGGGAAGGGCCGCCCCCGCAAGAGGAAGCUGCCGUCCGCCGCCGAGCCGCAGGACAUGCCCGUCGGGCUGCGCAUCCCUGCCGCCGCGCUCGAAAGUACGUCGAAGUGCGAGUCGGCUGGUGCGCUUUUGAACAGGCCUCUGGAGCCCGGCGGAGCCUACCCUUUCCCGUGUCCUCAGUCCGCACGCCCCUCGCGGCCAGCAGGACAUCUGCGAGAUGGAAACGGCGGAGCAGGGGCACGGAGCCAGAGCCGGCGCGCCACCGCCGUGUUUGCCGAGCUAAUUGUCUUGCGCUGCCCGGAGUCAACGCGCCGGCGGGCCAAUUACUCGCGACGCGGUGCGUCAGCCAAACUCAUCGCCUAA